Messenger RNA from Vigna unguiculata (cowpea), 2520 nucleotides. The record is from RefSeq and is a predicted model, not a curated record. NCBI's taxonomy places the organism in Eukaryota, Viridiplantae, Streptophyta, Magnoliopsida, Fabales, Fabaceae.
AUGGUGGUGGAUGUGGAUGGUGGUGGUGGUGGUGGUGGUAGUGGUGUUGUUGGUGCUGGUGGCGGUGAUUGUCUUCUUGGUUGCUUAGUGGUGGUGGUGGAUUUAUGGUUGUGGUGGUUGUGGUGGUGCGGUGGUGGUGCUGCCCGUAGUGGAGGUGGUGGUGAUGGUGGUGGUGUUGGUGAUGGUGGGGGUUGUGGUUUUAGUGGUGGUGGUGAUAGUGUUUGUGGUGUGGUAGGGGUGGGGAUGAUGCCAACGCGAGGGUGUGCCGGUGGUGGUGGUGGUGGCAGUGCGGUUAGUGGUUGUGGUGGUGGUGGUGGUGUUGGUGGAUGUGCUGGUGAUGGUCAUGGUGGUGGUGGUGGUUGUGGUUGUGGUGGUGUUGGCCACGGUAGUCAUUGUGGUAGUUGUGGUGGUGCUGGUGGCUGUGGUGGUGGUGGUGGUGGCCAUGACGAUGGAUGUGGUAGCCAUAGGUGGUGGUGGAGGUCGUGGUUGUUUAGUGUUGGUGGUGGUGGAUGUGGAGGGUGUAGUGGCGGUGGUUGUGGUGAUGGUGGUGGUUGUGGUGGUGGCGGCGAUUAUAGUGGUGGUGGUUCUAGUGGUGGUAGCCGACAUGGGUGUCGUUGCGGUGGUCGUGGUGGUGGUCGUAGGGUUGGUGGCUAUGGUGGUGGUGGUGGUGAUUGUCGUUGUGGUGGUGGUGGUUUUUGCAGUUGUGGUGGUGGUGGUGGUGGUGGCGGUGGUGGCGGUAGUGGUGGUGGAGGUAGUGGCGUAGGCGUUGGUUAUGGUAGUGGUGGUGGCCGUGGUGGAGUUCGUGGUCGUGGUGGUGGUGUGGUGGUGGGGGUCGUGGCCGUGGGUGUAGUGGUGGUGGUGGUGGGUUGUGGUAGCGGUGGUGAUGGUGGUGGUGGUGGUGGCCGUUGUGGGGGUGGUCGUGGUGGCCGCGGUGGUUGUAAUGGUAGUGGUGGUAGUGGUUGUGGUGGUGGUAGCCGUGGAGGUGGUGGGUCUUGUUGUGAUGGUAGGGGUCAUUGUCGUGUGGGUGGUGGUGGCAGUGGGUGUGGUGGUAGUGACUGUUGUGGGGUUGGCCAUGGUGGUGGUGGUCGUGGUCGUGGUUGGGGUGGUGGAUUACAGUUUGGUCUCGGUCCACGAUUCAGGAUUCAGGGUUUAGGAUUUAAGGUUUAUGGUUCAGGGUUUAGGCUUUAUGGCUUAAGGCAACAGAGUGUCUUUUGCAAGUCCCCCUACGCCAUCCUUGGAGUCCCUCUGGAGCAAGAGAAGAUUCACCAGCGAUCAAAUACUAGAACUCUCCAACAGAUUUGUGGAUUACAGUUUGGUCUCGCAAGAACAAGUUUAGGGUUCAGGAUUCAAUGUUUAUGGUUUAGGGUUUAUGGUUCAUGGUUCAAGAUUAAGGAUUCAGGGUUUAGGGUUCACGGUUUUGGGUUUUGGGUUCAGGGUUUAGGUGAUGGUUAUCGUAGUAAUGGUGUUGGUGCUGGUGGUGCUGGUGGUUGUGGAAGUGGUGGUGAUAGUGGUGGUGGUGGGGGGGAUGGUGGAGGCGGUGAUCGUGGUGGUGGCCUUGGGGUUGGUGGCUGUGGUGGUGGAUGUGCUGGUGAUGGUCGUGGUGGUAGUGGUAGCUAUGGUGGUGGUGGUAGUGGUGGUGGUGGUGGUAGUGGUGGUGUCCGUGGUGAUGGUGGCGGUGGUCGUGGUUGGGGUGGUGGAUUACAGUUUGGUCUUGUAAGAACAAGUUUAGGGUUCAAGAUUCAGGGUUUAUGGUUUAGGGUUUAUGGUUCAGGGUUCAUGAUUCAGGAUUCAAGUGGUUCUGCUGAUAGUGGUGAUGGUGGUGGUCGUUUUAGCGGUUAUAGUGGUGGUCAUGGUGGUGGUGCCCAUCGCGAUGGUGGUGGUGGUAGUGGCGAUGUUGGUGGUGGUGGCGGAGAUUGUGUUGGUGGUUAUGGGAGUGAUGGUGGUCGUAUAGGUCAUGAUUGUGGUAGUUGUGGUGAUGGUGGUGGUGCUUGGGUAGGGAUGAUUGAUCCGGGUGGUGGUCGUGGUGGUUGUGGUGAUGGUGCUGAUGGUGGUCAUGGUGGUGGUGUCCAUCGUGGUGGUGGUAGCGGUAGCCUUGGUGGAAUUGGUGGUGGUGGUGGUGAUUGCCGUUGUGGUGGUGCUGGUUUUUAUAGUUGUGGUGGUCUUGGUGCUAAUGGUGGUUAUGGUGGUGGUGGUGGCCAUGGUGGUUGUUAUGAUGGUGGUGGUGGUCGUGGUGGAAGUGGUGAUGGUGGGUUUGGUUGUGGUGGCGGUGGCCUUGGUGGAAGUGGUGGUGGUGGCCGUGGUGGGGGUGGUCGUGGUCACCACGGUGGUUGUAAUGGUAGUGGUGGUAGUGGUUGUGGUGGUGGUAGCCGUGGAGGUGGUGGGUCUUGUUGUGAUGGUGGGGGUCAUGGUCGUGGGGCUGGUGGUGGCCGUGGGUGUGGUGGUGGUGGCUAUUGUGGGGUGGCCGUGGUGGUGGUGGCGGUGGUCGUGGUUGGGGUGGUGGAUUACAGUUUGGUCUCAUAA